This is a messenger RNA of Mytilus californianus (California mussel), 714 nucleotides long. RefSeq names its product perlucin-like protein. The transcript has 7 exons. Lineage: Eukaryota; Metazoa; Mollusca; Bivalvia; Mytilida; Mytilidae. The record is from RefSeq and is a predicted model, not a curated record. Bases 1 to 714 code for a protein of 237 amino acids.
AUGUCAAAGAAUCCAAUAACUUGCAAUGGAUGUUUCAGCUAUGGAGCAUCGCUUUAUAAAGUUUUCGAUGAUCCGAAAAACUGGACCAAUGCAGUGGAGGAAUGUAGAUGUCGUGGUGGAUUUUUAGCAGAAAUAGAGAGCGCCGAGGAGAAUUCUUUUAUUAAAAACAUAGCUAAAGAAAGAUUUGCAGCAACUGGAGCAAUUUAUUAUUGGCUUGGAGCAUACAAUUUUAAUCAGGAUAGUGAUAUGGAAUGGAUAAGGAAUCCUAGCAAACCAAUGCCCUUUACCGACUGGUUUGAAGUUCCUCCAUCAUGUACUGAAUGCUUUAGUUACGCAUCGUCAAUAUAUAAAGUAAUUGAGGACACUGUUAACUGGGAAAUGGCACGGGAUAAUUGUUAUAACUUGGGAGGAAAACUAGUGGAAAUGGAAACACAAGAUGAGAAUGAUUUCAUUAAGUCUAUUUUAACCGUGAGAAAUGCAAACAUAACUGGAAAUACAAUCUAUUACCUUGGUGGAUACAAGUUCAAAGCCGACGAAAAUAUCAGAUGGAUUAGUACUUCAAGCUUAGAAAUGCCGUUCACUGAUAUGGCACCGGGAGAACCAAACAAUCCUACUAGCGAACUGUGUCUUGGAACAAUCAAGUACUUUGGUUUUCAAUGGGUUGAUUUGCCAUGUGCCUGGUUACAUCCUUACAUAUGCGAAUUUGUCCAUUAA